AUGUGUUCCCCGCUGCUCAUCCCUGGCAGCCCGUUUACCUUUCGUGUCUCCUUCGUCGAAGUCCACCCUAACGUGCCGCUAGUGAGGCUAUGGGGGCUGCCCGGCGAACGCAGAGCGGAAUAUUUGCGGCUGAUGAAGGACCUCCAAGUCAAAGUGGGGCCCCGCUUGGCGAACGCUCCCGGGGACCGCGGGGGCCGAGGCGACGGCGACAACGAGGGCGAAGCCCUGGCUCUGGGUGACCUGUGCCUGGUGGAGCUGAGUGGGCGGUGGCACCGCUGCCGUAUCGUCAGCUGCCGGCCUAAGCCGGGGCAAAACUACCGCGUCUUUCUGCUGGACGAGGGCCGCACGGUGAGCGCCAGCUCCUACUACUUGGCGCGGGGCCGCAGCGAACUCUUUCACUUGCCGUCCGAAGUCAUGGGAUGCAUCGUUGCAGACUUGCUCCCGCCCGGCCAUUUCGGGGCAUCCUUGGCCACCACUCUUAGGGGCUCAAAGACCACGCUAGGAUCCCAGACACUGGAUUUACAAUGGGGGGCUGAGGCAAUCGACUUUUUGGGUUUCCUACAUGGCAAAGAGCUGUCGGGGGUCAUCCGAAAAGUGCUGAUCUCGCAGUGCCUUGUGGUGCUGGAAGUGUCCUGGUUGCUGACACAGAUGCGCCAUCUUGGGCUUGCCAGUCUUACCUCUACUGCUUUUGGCACCCUACUAAGUGCUAUCUUAGAAGUUCCUGAAAUUGCUUCUGUCCCAUUAGAGCCAACUUCCACUUUGUCCCAACCCCCAGUCCUUACUUCUGCUGCCCAGUCCAAGAAGGAUCAUGCCAUAAUGGAUUUCUUCUAUCCUCAACUGGAGUUGAAUGUGACUGUUCCUGUGGUGGUGACUCAAAUCUCUGAUCCAUAUAGAAUAUAUUGCCAGCUACGUAGUCUUUCUAAAGAAAUCCAACUACUUUCAGAUGCUAUGUGCCAAGCUUUUGAGGUAUCAAAGGGAAAAUUUGUAGAAGAGGCUUUACCUACCCCAGGCUUUCCCUGUGCAGCCCAAGGUAUAGAUGGAUGCUGGUAUCGAACUUUGUUAUUAGAAACAUACCCAGCAAAUGAUCAAGAGGAUCAACCAGAAGCAGUGGCACAAGUCAUUUGUGUGGAUUAUGGCAGGAAAGAGUUUGUAACAAAGAGACAUCUGCGCAACUUACCUGUUGAAUAUUUCCGCAUGCCAGUAGUCACCUACCCUUGCUCACUGCAAGGUAUUACCGAUGGAGGUUGUGGCUGGACCCAUUCACAAAUUAAUCAACUUAAAACAUUGCUCUUAGGCAAGGUAGUACAAGCUCACAUCGAAGCUUACUGUCCCUUUGAGCAUAUCUAUUACAUUACCCUAUAUGGGGAAGAUGGUCUCAACCUUAACUGCCUGUAUGGGGUGCAGGCACAUUGCCUGGCUCAAAAUCUCCUGCACAGUAAUCAAGAAUGCAUCUCUGGUUUAAUUACUGAAUCAGAAAACUUGGGUGUCUCAGUCCAAAAGGAAUUUGCUGCUUUGUCAGAGAUAUUGCCUAGUAUUGCUGCUACUCCAUUUUUUGUUGUGCGUCUGAAGGCAGGUGAAUACCAUAAUGUUCAGGUGUCAUUUCUUCAUGACCCUUCAGAAUUCUGGGUACAGUUGCAGAAACUUAAACAGCCACUUAGUCACCUGCGGCGAAAUUUAAGAGAUUUUUAUUCUCGGAGUAAGAAACUAGAAUGUAUUCUACUUGAGCCUAAGGUAGGAUCCCUCUGCUGUGUCAUGUUGAAGGAAAACUCUUAUCAUCGUGCCCUUGUUACUAAAGUUCAAGGAAAAGGAAUUGUGGUGUAUUUAGUGGAUUGGGGAAACACUGAAGUAGUUGACUUGUAUAAAGUGAAGAAGUUGCUUCCCCAAUUCAGGGAACUUCCUGCUGUGGCAGUCCGGUGUGCAGUGGAUAAUCCUUUCCCAGGUCAGGCGUGGAACCCAGAAGCUGUUGAUUAUUUUAGGAAAUCUGUGCUAAACAAGGAAUUGAUGAUCAAAGUUCUAGGCAUGCAAGGAGAUGUUUAUAUAGUUGAACUGUUUGAUAAUUCUCUAGUGGGAGAAAAAAAUUUGGCUAAAAUCAUGUCCCAGAGAAAGUACAUAAAGCACCAUGAAGUACUAGAAACUCUCCAGGCAAUAUCAGACAAGCUAUUGGCAGGAGAUCCUGAACCUCUGGAUGACAGUGAUAAUUCAUCAUGUGAGAUACAGAACUAUUCUGAAAUAAAGGCAGGCGAAGAACAGCUUGAAUUUGGAAGUACAGUUGAUGUGAUUGUAACACACAUAGAAAAUCCUAGUCAUUUUUGGUGUCGAUUAUUUAAGAAUUCCCAUGAACUGAAUAUACUUAUGGCUAAAAUUCAGGGUUAUUGUAUACAUUCAGCAGAGCUUCAUGAAUGGCCAAAUUCGGUAUGUUUGGCUAAGUGUUCUGAGGAUAAAAAAUGGUACAGAGCUGUUAUCAUUAAUAAGGUUCAUUACCCAGAAGAGGUUGAAGUUGCUUAUGUUGAUUACGGAAAGAAAAAGCAUGUUUCACUGAAAAAUAUUCGUGCAACUACAGCAGAGUUUCUGAAACUAAAAGCUCAAGCUUUCAGAUGUAGCCUUUACAAUUUAAUUCAGCCAAAACUUACAAAUCCUUUUGUUUGGGAUAAAAAAGCCAUCCAAACAUUUCAUGAAUUUGUGGAUUCAGGAUCUAAACUGUCACUGAAAUGUAUUAUAUUUGCUUUAGCAGCAUUGAAUGGUACAGAACUUUUUAAUAUUGUUGACCUUAUUACUCCUUUCGAAAGUGCUUGCCAUUUUUUAAUAAGAAAGGAUCUAGCCACAUUUGUACAAAGAGAGAAACCCUUGGUAUCAUCUGUUCAACUUCUGUCAUACUAUUACUCAACCCACAAUAUCAAAAGAGGAAAUGAAGAGAUUGUUUAUGUCACACAUGUUAAUAGUCCAUGUUUUUUUUUCUGCCAACUUGCUAGGAAUUCAAAUGCUCUUGAAAAUUUAACUAGUAACAUUAGUAAACUAAGCAAAAUGUACAAUUUGCAAACUUCACCCACCUCUAGAAAUUUGUAUCUUGCAAAGUAUACUGAUGACUGCUGGUAUAGGGCUGUAGUAACUUCAAAAAAUGAUAGCAAAGAAGUUUUUUUUGUAGAUUUUGGGAAUACACAAUUAUUAAAAAAUGAAGACCUGAUUGUAGUACCAAAUGAUGCUUACGAGUUAAUGCUUUUGCCUAUGCAGGCUAUAAAAUGUUCUCUAUCUGAUAUUGUUGAUCCACCAAAAGAUGCUAUUGAGUGGUUUGAAAAGGCAGUGUUAGAUAAGCCCUUAAAAGCUUUGAUUGUAGCAAAAGAUCCUGAUGGAACAUUGAUAAUUGAACUGUAUGAUGGUAAAGUACAGAUCAAUGCAAAAUUGAAACAAAGCUUAGGUUUGCAGGCUAGCAAAGAGAUCACUGAAAACACAGAAAACUGCACUCUGUCUUCCCAAUACUCAGUUAAUACGGAAGAAAACAGUGAAAGGGAGCUAGGUUUGGUAGAUUUUGUCAAACCUGUCCUUGAGGAAAAUAUUAGAUCUAGUGCUGUUUUUGAAGAAACAUGCCAAUUGCAGCAGAAAAUUAAAAAAGAGGUAGCAAGAAAAUUCCUAGGAAUCACAGAAGGCUCUAGCAAAAGUAAUUAUGUGGCAGAUUGGAGGGACAUGAAAUGUUUAGACCUUCAUAAGAAUGGGGAGAUAUGUGAUAUUAGAAAUAAAUCCAAAUCAGUAACACAUUCUUCUAAAAAUAUAUAUGAACUACCUCAAAAAAGCAUAAAACCUGGUCUUAAAUCUUUAGUGUAUGUUUCUCACAUAAAUAAUCUUUCUGACUUUUAUGUACAGUUUGUAGAAGAUGAGCCUAUCCUUGAUAAUAUAUCAGAGAAAAUAAACAGCUCUAAAACAGUUUCAAGCUUAGUGGGGCAACAGCUUAAUGUAGGAGAUUUAAUAUGUGCAAUUUAUUCAGAAGAUGGCUUAUGGUAUCGAGCUGUAAUUAUUACAGAGUCCACUAGUGAAAUGGUAGAAGUACAGUAUAUUGAUUAUGGCAAUACUGCGGUAGUUAGCAUUCAUAAAACAUGCAAACUUGUUGAAGACUGUUUAUCUUUCCCUGUAAUGAGCAUCCAUUGUACCCUGGGUAGUAUUAAGAUGUCAGAGAUUUCAGAAUGGACACAAAAAGCAGUGGUGUACUUCUCCCAAAAGACAAGUGAGGUUCAGAUGAACGGUCAAUUUGUUGAGAAAGUAGAAGACAAAUGGGAAAUAACACUCAGUGAUGAAAAAGGUGAUAUAACGGUUGAUAUGAUUAAUAGUUGCCUUGAAUAUAAAAAAUAUGACCUGAUAGAGACAUCUGACAAAGCAUCUGAUAAGAUAGGCAAAGUAAGCUUAUGUGAAGAUAUUCUUUCUAAUGAGCACAGUAGACGUUCAGUUAGCAAAUCAUUUCUCUGGAAGACACCUAAGAUAGGUGAAACUAUAAAAGCCUUUUCAUUAGUUCCAAAGAAUCCAGGAUAUUUUUGGUGUCAGUUCACUGAAAAUGAUAUUAGUUCAAUUGAAAUAAAACUUCAGGAAGCUGAAGAACAUGCAAAAAUCCAUGCUGAUGAUCUUAAAAAUGGCAGUCCUUGUCUAGCAAAGUCUAGUGAUAAUUUAUUUCACCGAGCAGUUGUUAGUCAUAUAGAGGAAAAUUCCUUGACAGUAAUCAACAUUGAUUAUGGAAUUGAGAAACUUGUCAGCAUAGACGUGAUCAGGCAAAUUCCUGAUGAACUGUUAAUAAUUCCACCGCAAGCAUUUUUGUGUUGUCUCUUCGGCUUUAAUUCUGAAAAAGGUUCAUGGGCUGAAGGAAUAAAUGAAAUUUUCUAUGAUAUGAUAGCUGAUCUUCCAUUAGAGAUUACAAUUAUGGACAAACUGAACUAUGGUUCUCUUGAAAUUCCCUUGUUUGUAGUUAAAUUGGAAUGUCAAAAUAUAAGCAUCAAUGAACAAGUGAAAUACUUUUGGAAACAUAAUGCUGAAAGUGAUGAUUCCACUAUUGCAAAUAAUUACAACCUUGAAGAGCAGAUUAGAAAUCCAGAAAAAGAGAAUUCAAAAUCAGUUCCAUUUGAAACAGAAAUUUCUGUGUGUACAACAAUGACCCCCAAAAAUAGUAGUUUGGAAGAUGUAUUCUGUUGUCCAAAUCUAUUACAGUCAGUAGACAAAUGUUUUGGUGUCAGAGACAGGAUUUUAUCAGAAACAUCUGCACAGCCAUCCAAAAAUCAAAUCAAGCACCACUUUAUCACCCAUGAAAUAUUUCAUACAGGGAACCAGCAGACCACAUUUGAUACAUGUAAUAAUGAAACAAGCCAUUCUGCAUUUGGAAACAGAAAAAACAUAACAGAUUCUAUAGGUCUUUCUGAAAUACAGCUUUCUACUUAUGAAAUUGAAUAUGAUACACUUGAAUCUCGGGGAGAAGCAGAAGACAAAGAAAUAUUAAUGCUAGAUUCUCCUGAAAUUCAGUUGCCUUUGGAUGAUACAAAGAAGUUGUCAGACUUUGAGCCCUUACAAGUGUUUCCCCAAUUAAAUAAUGUAAAGAACAUGCCAGAAAAAGAGAAGUUAAAAAUGUCCUUGUUGGAAGACAUGCUACAGCCAAAGACAAUAGGAAUAAAAGCUUAUGAUGAAGCACAAAAUAAGUCAGAAUUGCAUGUAUUUGAACCACAACAUGUGGAAGGACAGUUAGUACACAAAAUAGAAGAAAAUACUUCACUAAUGAACGAAAAUGUAAUAGAAAUGAUGGCACCUGAAGCUUUUCCUUUACUGACUGAGAAAGCCAGCAAUAAUACGCUCUCUUUGCAACACCCUGCUUUGUCUGUUCCUGAAGAUAAUAAAAUCCAGUCAUUUUUAGAAAUAAAAGUUAAGCCACAAGAAUUCUGUUCCAUUGAAGGCCUUGAAGAGUGUAAACUUGGAAAAAGUGAUAAAAAGCUCAAUUUUACAGAAGGGCAAACUGCAUUAGGAAAGAAUUAUGAAGAAAUGCAGAAGAGCACUCAUGGAAGUUUUAAAGACAGUAUUUGUGUUGAAAAAGAUUAUUUAACAGAUAUACAGCUAAGUGAACUGGAUGAAACCUUAAUACAUGAUACAGAAAAAAAAGAAAAUAUUUGCAACUUAAUGGGAUUUGAUAUUGGUUCCCAAUGCAUGGUACGAUCUGGUACUCAGUGGUACAAGGCUGAGAUUUUAGGCAUAUCUCCUGAAGGUACAAAGGUUUUGAAUCUUUCAAAUGGAAAUGAAGAGAUAGUCAAUCCUAUACAUGUUUGGAAUGGGAUUCCUGAAUUGGAUUCAGAUCUUACUCAGACAAUGUCCAAUAAUAAAACAGAUUUGCACUCUAUGCCAGCAACUAUCUUGGCAAUGGAAGUGGAAGAAAUGACUCAUGAUUCAGAUGACAAUACAUCAAUUCAUUUGUGA
Notechis scutatus (mainland tiger snake) is the source of this 6429-nucleotide messenger RNA. NCBI's taxonomy places the organism in Eukaryota, Metazoa, Chordata, Lepidosauria, Squamata, Elapidae. The record is from RefSeq and is a predicted model, not a curated record.